This is a messenger RNA of Marmota flaviventris (yellow-bellied marmot), 5448 nucleotides long. The record is from RefSeq and is a predicted model, not a curated record. NCBI's taxonomy places the organism in Eukaryota, Metazoa, Chordata, Mammalia, Rodentia, Sciuridae.
ACUCAACGAUAGUUAUGACCUCCCGGUUACGCGCGUUGGGUGGAAGAAUUAAUAACAUACGCACCUCGGAGUUACCCAAAGAGAAAGCCCGAUCGGAAGUCGUCUGCAGCAUACGCUUUUUAGAUGGCUUGGUCCAGACCUUUAAGGUUAACAAACAAGACACUGGCCAGUCGCUGCUGGACAUGGCAUACACCCACCUGGGCGUGACUGAAAAGGAGUAUUUUGGUUUGCAGCAUGGCGGCGACUCGGUGGACUCCCCCAGAUGGCUUGAGUCAAGCAAACCCAUCAGGAAGCAGUUGAAAGGAGGUUUCCCCUGUACCCUGCAUUUUCGAGUAAGAUUUUUUAUACCUGAUCCCAACACACUGCAGCAAGAACAAACCAGGCAUCUGUAUUUCUUACAACUGAAGAUGGAUGUUUGUGAAGGAAGGUUGACCUGCCCUCUGAACUCCGCUGUGGUUCUUGCAUCCUAUGCAGUACAAUCUCAUUUCGGAGACUUUAAUUCUUCUGUACAUCAUCCAGGUUACCUUGCUGACAGCCAGUUUAUUCCAGAUCAAAACGAUGACUUUUUAACCAAGGUGGAGUCUCUGCACGAGCAGCACAGUGGGCUGAAGCAGUCGGAAGCCGAGUCCUGCUACAUCAACAUAGCCCGGACCCUCGACUUCUAUGGGGUGGAGCUGCACGGCGGCAGAGAUCUGCAUAAUUUAGAUCUAAUGAUUGGAAUUGCUUCAGCGGGCAUUGCUGUGUACCGAAAAUACAUUUGCACAAGUUUCUAUCCUUGGGUGAACAUUCUCAAAAUUUCUUUCAAAAGGAAAAAGUUCUUUAUACAUCAGCGACAAAAACAGACUGAAUCCAGGGAACAUAUCGUGGCCUUCAACAUGCUAAAUUACCGGUCUUGCAAAAACUUGUGGAAAUCCUGUGUCGAGCACCAUACGUUCUUUCAGGCAAAGAAGUUACUACCUCAGGAAAAGAAUGUUCUGCCUCAGUACUGGACUCUGGGCUCCAGGAACCCCAAAAAGUCUGUAAAUAGCCAAUAUUGCAAAAAGGUGAUUGGAGGAAUGGUGUGGAACCCUGCCAUGCGGAGGUCCUUAUCAGUGGAGCAUCUAGAAACCAAGAGCCUGCCUUCCCGGUCCCCUCCUAUCACCCCCAACUGGCGAAGUCCUCGGCUCCGGCACGAAAUCAGGAAGCCCCGCCACUCCUCUGCUGAUAACUUGGCGAAUGAGAUGACGUACAUUACGGAAACUGAAGACGUGUUUUACACCUACAAGGGCUCCCUGUCCCCCAAAGACAGCGAUUCCGAAGUUUCUCAGAACCGCAGCCCACACCGAGAGAGUCUAUCCGAGAACAAUCCAGCACAAAGCUGCCUGACCCAGAAGUCAUCCAGUUCUGUGUCUCCGUCUUCAAAUGCUCCAGGCUCCUGCUCACCUGAUGGGGUCGACCAGCAGUUUUUAGAGGACUACAACAGGGUGACCAAGGGAGGGUCCACUGAGGAUGCCAGCCAAUACUACUGUGACAAGAAUGAUAAUGGUGACAGCUACUUAGUCUUGGUCCGUAUCACACCGGAUGAAGAUGGAAAGUUUGGAUUUAAUCUUAAGGGCGGAGUGGAUCAGAAGAUGCCUCUUGUGGUCUCAAGGAUCAACCCCGAGUCACCUGCGGACACCUGCAUUCCGAAGCUGAACGAAGGGGAUCAGAUCGUGUUGAUCAAUGGCCGGGACAUCUCCGAGCACACCCACGACCAGGUGGUGAUGUUCAUCAAAGCCAGCCGGGAGUCCCACUCGAGGGAGCUGGCCCUGGUGAUCAGGAGGAAAGCUGUCCACUCAUUCACCGAGAUCAAAUCUGAAGAUGAACUGAACCAGCUUUUCCCAGAAACCAUUUUCCCCAUGUGUCCGGAGGGUGGGGACACUUUGGAAGGAUCCAUGGAACUGUUAAAAAAAGGCCUUGAAAGCGGGACGGUGCUGAUCCAGUUUGAGCAACUCUACCGAAAGAAGCCAGGUUUGGCCAUCACAUUUGCAAAGCUGCCUCAAAAUUUGGACAAAAACCGAUAUAAAGAUGUGCUGCCUUAUGACACCACCCGGGUAUUAUUGCAAGGAAAUGAAGAUUAUAUUAAUGCAAGUUAUGUGAAUAUGGAAAUUCCUGCUGCUAACCUUGUGAACAAGUACAUUGCCACUCAGGGACCCCUGCCACAUACCUGUGCACAAUUUUGGCAAGUCGUCUGGGAUCAGAAGUUAUCUCUAAUUGUCAUGUUGACAACUCUCACAGAGCGAGGGCGGACCAAAUGUCACCAGUACUGGCCCGAUCCCCCUGACGUCAUGGACCAUGGCAUCUUUCAUAUCCAGUGUCAGACAGAGGACUGCACCAUCGCCUAUGUGUCCCGAGAAAUGCUGGUCACAAACACAGAGACUGGGGAAGAGCACACGGUGACACAUCUCCAGUAUGUCGCAUGGCCCGACCACGGUGUGCCCGAUGACUCCUCGGACUUUCUGGAGUUUGUGACCUACGUGAGGUCCCUGCGGGUGGACGGGGAGCCCAUCUUAGUUCACUGCAGUGCUGGAAUAGGUCGGACUGGCGUGUUGGUCACUAUGGAAACAGCCAUGUGCUUAAUUGAGAGAAACUUGCCUGUUUACCCCCUGGAUAUUGUCCGGAAAAUGCGAGAGCAGCGCGCCAUGAUGGUGCAGACGUCCAGCCAGUACAAGUUCGUGUGUGAAGCGAUUCUUCGCGUAUAUGAAGAAGGCUUAGUCCAGAUGCUGGAUCCCAGUUAGGACGACUGUGAAUCGUUCAUCCCUCGUUCCCGAGGGCAUCUUCCCUAGGAGAGCAGGACACACCUUCCUCCAGAGGCGGGGAGAGGAACCGCCAGCUGUGGGGAAGGAAUGAGCACAUUUGAACCCAGGCACUUUAAAUUUUAUAGGAAAGGGAUCCUGUACACAGGAACUGGUGUAGAUAUGCAUGCAACUGUGGCUUCCUUUAGGCCCAGAGAGAAAUAACAAGGGAUCCCAGUUUGGACCUUCCUCCCCAGACAUCACCACCCCACUGUUGGCCACCCUUGUGCAUACAAGAGGGGCUGGCAGCCGUGCUCCUGACCUCCCCAGAAGCUGGACAGCAUGGUUCUUCAAGGCUGCAUGGUGUUCUGUGUGUUGAUCUGGGUAGGACUCGAGGGCUGAGCUCCUGUGCAUCCAGGCAGGGCUAGAGCAAUGCACAGUCCCACCCCGGUGCCAAGGAAGCCCUGGUGAACGUCCCACACACCGGGUGGUGGCCAUUCAGGCUGAAGGACAAGCAGCGCCCUGCCUUUGUCUCAGCUCCAUGCCCCUUGCGAUCUGCGAUCUGCAAAGCACCCCUCCCCUGCCCCUCCAUCAUCCCCCUUCAGGUUCAUAUCCAGUGCCUGAACCAGAUUAGUAACCUACGUGCAGGAGAAUUUCCAACCGAGACUGAGAACUCCACGCUCGGCGUGAUCCCGCAUCUUAGCGUUAGAAGCAGGUGUGUGUCACCUCUGCUUGCCUCAUCCUGGAUUCACGGACACCAGGACCGGGACCCCUGACUACUGAAUCUCGUACAUGGACUGCUGCUACUCCGAGCUCUUACACUUGAAGAGACAUGUUCCCCCGAGGGGGACAGGAUCAUAGCAUCGAAAUAUUCUUUGGCCCUUCUAAGAAAAGACCUGCUAGUAAGUGACCACGGGAAACCCUGCUUGCCAGGAGCCCCUGUUGGCGUGUGUGCCUGCACGUGCGCCCCGUGGAGGUUGCUCAGGAUUCCUGACUCAAUUCAAAUUACCGUUGAGUUUAUAUAAAGAAUGAGUCUCUGUACCGAAGAACAAACGUGUGCAUUCACCCUCAGUUACAGCGGUCUCCGUUUCAUUUCAGAGGAGAGGAUCAGACUAUCUGAAUAUAAACCCAAUUUGAUGUUAAUUUAUUCUAAGUACCCCAUGAUUUUGAUUGUCCUAAAGAAUUCUGCCUCUGUGAAUACUGUGUUCAAUUUUUUUUUUUUUUUAAUUUGUGACAGGACUGUAGCAAGUUACUAUUUAAGGAAAAUAAAUUACAUAAACAUUUUAAUGUGGUAUUUUUAAAUAGCAGUUGUUGUGUAUCCAAAAGAGGAAGCUAAGCCAGUUUCUUAACGGUGUUUAUAGAAAAAGGAUGCUUUCCUGUUGUAGCCCACAGAGAUGAGGCCGUUUUGAUAUCAGGAAACCCUGGACCAAUGGAAUUGUUCACCUGGUUGCAUGAUGGAUAGGGACCUGUCCAUCGGGGACCAGGUUUCUAAAGAUUCUUUUAUCUUGCAUGCUUCCUGUCUCUUCCCCAUGCAUAUUUUACUGCUGUCUGGCAUGGGUGGGAGGAGGUGGCGUCAGCACCCUAACCCUGUGCUGUGGAACAAGACGCUCCCGGCAAGUGGAGCUGAGGGCGGGAGCCUGGCUCUGUUGCCACUCAGCCCUCUCUGACCCACUCUCAGUCUAGGCACUUAGGAGCUGUGCUUCUAGCUCCCCUGUUUUUCUCAUCUGUGAAAUGAGAGACAGUACCCAGGACUGCAGAUUGAACGUGAGCCUUGAAUGAGCUCCUGCCAUCCGUGUGGAUUUUCAUUGGUUGCAAUGUAAACGGACACCGAGAUGGAAGAGUUACUUGGAAAAGUGUCCUUCUCUGUGAUGAGCCCAAAACACCUCCAGCAAGUGGAACCCAGUGGCUUUCUAAAAGAAAAAAAAAAAAAAAAGUUCUUCCAAAAGGACAAAGCAAGACUACAAAGGAACGACCUAUUCAAUCUGGACGCUGAAAAAUUCUCUGAGAAAAACACGGAAAAAGAAGGAGGGCACGCAGGGUACAUUUCAAUGCCACCGGGAUAUUUAGCACACCGUUGCCGCCGGAUAAAACGGAACAUCGCCCUGUGCGCAAACAUCCUGGAGAAGCCUAAACACCUUCCGAGAUUUGUGUUCCGUUGUUUUUUUUUAAACCAAGCAUUGAAUCUGAGUGCAGAAACGCUGCCACCCUGGGUCCCUACAUUUCUAGAAAUCUAGCCGGAGGUUGCAGCCAGCCUUUCUCGGCCACCGUGCAGGCGCGCAGCUCAGACCGGCACCGUUGCCAGGAACAAAAUUCAUGAACUACUUUGAAGAAAAUGAUCUAAAGACAAGAAAAUGAUCUAAAGAAGCAGCACAUGCAAGUGCAGCCUGCAGAGACGGCAAAGUAAAAUCCACAGCUCGAGCUCCCAGCCUACCCCCUUCCGCCCGUCGGCAGUUAUUCUUAAGAGGCCUUAUUUUCCUCCUAAAAGCAGCAUGGGAAUCAGGGUAAAUAUUUGGCCUGGGAAAUUUGACUAGAUGAGAAUGGAGAAGACAUUUAUUUCCUAUGUUCUGGAGCUUUCCGGAAAGCCUAAUUAGACCCACUGAUGUGCCUGAUUUACUAACUUCAUCGGUGUCGCUCUAGAACCUGCACUUGGUGGUUUGACUCUCCAGAGGAAAAGACCCACAUCACUUUGGUUGCA